Molecule: messenger RNA, 1890 nt
Organism: Populus trichocarpa (black cottonwood)
Lineage: Eukaryota; Viridiplantae; Streptophyta; Magnoliopsida; Malpighiales; Salicaceae
Product: AMSH-like ubiquitin thioesterase 1
Exons: 14
Coding region: 254-1798 (514 amino acids)
Biological process (GO): protein K63-linked deubiquitination; protein K48-linked deubiquitination
Cellular component (GO): membrane; endosome
Molecular function (GO): metal-dependent deubiquitinase activity; K63-linked deubiquitinase activity; protein binding
Source: RefSeq, a predicted model, not a curated record
AACAACUAAACCAGCCUUUUAAUUUUCCUCGUAUUACCAUAUUUACCCUCGAAACAAACGAGAAAAGCAAAAGACCUCCUCCCUAGUUUCCAUCGCGUUCUCUCUCUGCUCAAUAGCCCCAAGCAGGCAAGCAGGGAGCCAAUAGCUACCUCUCUCAUCUCUCCUUAAUGCCCCGAUCAAAAUUCAAAACACAUAGAAUUGAAAUACUGUUUGGCUAACAAGAAAAGAAGGGAAAAUCCGAAGAAAUAAAAGAAUGAAGUCUUCUUCUUCGAGCUGUAUGGAUAUAAUAAAUAUAGAAGCGAGAACUCAGAGACUGGAUGUCGAUAAUCGCUUUGCUCUUAAUAUCUAUUUUCGGAUCGCUAAUAAUAUUCUCAAACAGGCUGAGAUUUUUCGAGCUGAGAAGAAUAUAAUAGAUUUGUAUGUUAUGUUACUAAGGUUUUCAAGCUUGGUCUCAGAAACAAUACCAUGUCAUAGAGGUUAUGGAGCAUUCCCCCAAAGCAAAAAAGAUUAUUUAAGAAAGAAACUUUUAAAUGCUUUGGGCGAGUUGGAGCAGUUAAAGACAGCAGUGCAACAAAGUAUAAAUGAGUUGAACAGAAAACACACACAUCAAGUAAAUGGAUGGGGCUAUAACAGUCAAAAUGAUCUUUUAGAGAAACCUCCUUAUAACAAGAAAAUUUUGAAUGGAAAUGGUGUGACAAAGGCAGUGAGACCAGUCACUGGAGAAUCCUUGUAUCAAGGUUCAAGAACCCGACAAUAUUCAUAUGUUAGGCCAGUGGAACAGCAGUUCCGCAGAGUAUCUUUGAACUUCCAACGACCAAAUGAGGAGACUCUCUCUAGGCAUUCUAUAUUGGGUCCGAACGGGCUUAAUGCAAAGUGGCAACCACCAAGGACUAAUGAAGGGGUCAAAUACCCGAGCAUCAUCGACUUAACACCAGUUGAAAUUCCAAGGCUGCAGGAAUCUGUAAAAGCUGAACUGUUUGUAAAAUCAGAGCAUAGCAGCUCAGAACCAGGAAGAUCAAGUUUAGAAUCAAUUCUUAGUGUGCAAGAUGAUAAUCAGAAGUGCCGUGAUGAGGAACCUUGUUCUUUGAUUUCCUUUGAAACAAUUGAAACCCCAGUCCUCCCAGCUGUUAUUAGACAACCUUCUCCUCCCCCUGUACUUGCAGAAGUACAAGAUCUAAUCCCUGCGACACCUCCCCAAGUUUCUGAGGCAGAAAAUAAAAUGGACAUUUCCUCACCCAAUGAUUUAAUUUGUUCUGAAGCUCCCCUGCAACUGCACAUUUCAACUACAUUGAUGGAGAACUUCAUGAAGAUGGCAAAGUCAAAUACCGAUAAGAAUUUAGAAACUUGUGGUGUCCUUGCUGGUUCACUUAAAAACAGAAAAUUCUAUGUUACAGCUCUCAUUAUUCCAAAGCAGGAAUCAACAUCAGAUUCGUGUCAAACUACAAAUGAAGAAGAAAUAUUUGAAGUGCAGGAUAAACAAUCCCUUUUCCCACUUGGUUGGAUUCAUACACAUCCUACACAGUCUUGUUUCAUGUCAUCAAUUGAUGUCCACACCCAUUACUCAUAUCAGAUAAUGUUGCCAGAAGCCGUUGCCAUUGUCAUGGCACCAAGAGAUUCUUCAAGAACCCAUGGCAUCUUUAGGUUGACAACUCCGGGUGGGAUGUCGGUUAUCAGACAGUGCCAGCACCGUGGGUUUCAUCCGCAUGACCCACCUCCAGAUGGUGGGCCCAUUUACAAGCCCUGUACAGAUGUUUACAUGAACCCUAACUUGAAAUUUGAUGUCAUUGAUCUUCGAUGACCUUAAUUGUUCCAUUGAAAGUGUUUGCGCUUUUACAAAUGCAACUGUUCAUACAAGAAGCAUAUAUAACUAUUGACUUUCGAUUGAUCUCA